UGAUAGCGGCCAGUUGAGCGGACUUCACGCUGUUCUCGCUUAGCAGAGAGAAUUACAGCUGGAACCAGAAAGUUCUCCAGAGUCCAGUUCUGUGGACGGAGCAGAGGUGGACUGACACAGUGAACCACCGGAUGUGGAUUUAAAAGCGGAAAUGGAGGCAAGAAGAGAAGGUUUACCUCCAGAUGUCCAGAAGGUAAUAGUUGGUGAUGAAGAGGAGCAGGAGGGAGUAUUCAUCAAAGAGGAACAGGAGGAGGUCGACAUCAUCAAGUUCACAUUCAGUCCUGUUGCUGUAAAAAGUGAAGAGGAUGAAGAGAAACCUGAGUCCUCUAAGCUUCAUCACACCCUGACUGAGAAGCGCAGAGACUCUGUGGGAGGAGAGGAUGCUGGCAGACCAGCACCAGAUCCAGGUUUAGAUCCUGAGGACAAGGACAUGGAGACGGAGGUCCAUGAAGGAGAUCUGGAGGAGAGCAGUGAACCUUCAAGCUCGGAAGAAAGCAAAGUGCUCGCAGGUGAUAUGAAAUGUGUCUCGGGCGAAGAAGCGCUCAUCUGUACCGAAUGUGGGAAAUCGUUUAAGCGCAUGGCACACCUGUUAAGGCAUAAACGGAGCCACACAGGAGAGAAACCGUUCGGUUGUCCGAAGUGCGACAAAAGAUUCGUUCAGAGCGGAAGUCUUAAAAAACACCUUUGGACUCACACGGGCCAGAAACCGUUCAGCUGCUCCGAGUGCGGCCGAUGCUUCAUGGAGAAGGCGGCGCUGACGAACCACAUGACGCUUCACACGGGAGAGAAACCGUUCAGCUGCUCCGAGUGCAGCAAGCCCUUCAGCUGCCGCUCGGCCCUGAACGCUCACAUGAAAAUUCACAGUGGGGAGAAGAACUUCAGCUGCAGUACUUGUCUCAAGACGUUCACCUGGAAUUAUCAGCUGAACAGACACAAGUGUAUCAGUCCGAAACCAGCCCGAAACCGAGUGCUAAUGCCUCGGCCUCACAAUGACAAAGUAGUUGUGUUUGUACACUUCACCUAGUGAUUUCAGCGGCUGAGUUAUGAAGUUUAUUUCAAACAUAAUCAUGAUUUCAUGUUUCUUUGAUGAAUUAAAUGCUCAGAGCGUUUUCAUUGGUCAACGACUAACUUCAGACAGGAAGAAACUUUUUUUCUUUUUUUUUUACUUGAGUGUCUUUUCAGUGUGUGUUCUUUAAAAAUGCUCAGAUUCACGUUUAGUUCUGGAUUUCUUUUUGGGGGGUUUGUUGGAGGCAAAUUUAUGAAGUUCAGAAGUAAUGAAAACAUCUUGAUGUCAUUAGCAUCAUCGCUCACUCUCAUCAGCUAUGGAGGACCACAAGAGCCACGUGUAUCGAAACAUUACUAAAGUAAUUUAUUAUUUUAUCAUUUAAAAUAAAAACACUAUUUUUAAAUCAAUAUUUCAAAAUGAAUUAUCAAUCCAUUAAUAAAUACUUCAUAU
Messenger RNA from Maylandia zebra (zebra mbuna), 1456 nucleotides. RefSeq lists its product as uncharacterized. Gene Ontology annotation, molecular function: RNA polymerase II cis-regulatory region sequence-specific DNA binding; DNA-binding transcription activator activity, RNA polymerase II-specific. Gene Ontology annotation, biological process: regulation of transcription by RNA polymerase II. NCBI's taxonomy places the organism in Eukaryota, Metazoa, Chordata, Actinopteri, Cichliformes, Cichlidae. Gene Ontology annotation, cellular component: nucleus. The record is from RefSeq and is a predicted model, not a curated record.